Molecule: messenger RNA, 1416 nt
Organism: Topomyia yanbarensis
Lineage: Eukaryota; Metazoa; Arthropoda; Insecta; Diptera; Culicidae
Exons: 2
Coding region: 877-1416 (179 amino acids)
Source: RefSeq, a predicted model, not a curated record
GAAUCGCUCGCCUAGCUAGCUAGCUAGUGACGCGGUGUCUGCCUGUUUGCCGUCGCGAGAAGAAGGAACAAAAACUUUCACUACUUUCUCAACGACGACGACGACGACGUCGACCGGUUUUUUGUUGCCUGUGCGCAUCCACUCACUCGAAAAAGGAAGAGAGUACCGUCAGCUUUCGGUCAGACUCCCCCGAAUUGAAGUGCUCAAUCGGUCACCAUCCGGAUGGCGUGGUGUUGAAAAAAAAGUGUGCAACAGUGUAGUGGUACCCAAAAGUGACUUUGAUCAGUGCAAACAUUUGAAAUCGACCACAACAAACGUCACACAGUGCGCAACCGGUACGGCGGCGGUACGGGUUAAGGGAUCCCUCGAUCGGAACCUGGCAAGCGGAAGCGGACGGUGAACUCGAAACGAAAAGAACGCACUCUCUCUCUCUCAUCAGUGACAUGGUGAUGGCCAACCAUCCGGCUGCAGUAGUGAGACCGUUGUGAACAACGGAGCACCAUCAGUAAAAGUAGUCAGCAACAGUAGCCGCCAGCAUCAUCAUCAUCAUCGGUCGCACCAAAGCGGAGUUCAAAUAUAUUUUGCAGCUUUCAAACAAAUUAUUUAAUUAGCCUACCCCGCUAGAUGGAUACCUAGUGUGUGUGUGAUGCAAAAGUGACCAAUCAGCGACACAAGUGAGAGUGAAAUUAAUCAAAGAAAGUGCGUUCUGCAUAGCUUCCGGCCGGGCAAGAAGUGUGCAGAAAAAAAACAUUGAGGUAGUGGCGGGACGGAAAAAAAAUUCGCAAUCAGCUGCAGCAGCUGAUCUUGGUAAGAAACUCGAUCGUAGAUCAUCAGCAACUGGUCGGCGACAAAAACGACGACGGGCCGCGAAGAAAGAUGGUCAGUAGGGCAGGCGUUUCUUCUUGGCUGCGGCCACUGGUAGUGAUAGUGUGUUUCGGCCUAGUGAUAAAUUUCACGCUGGCCAACAGUCCAGCUAGCACCACCGCGUCCGAUGCGACGACUGUCACCGAAGAAAGUGCAACCGAAAGCGACCGGGGCGAUGAUGGCUACCAUAAUCAGACGAUGAUUAGCAGUGAUAGUGACAGUUUAGGUGCUGAUAUCGGCAACCAGUCCAGCACGACGCAGCUGCCGGUGAAGGUGGGCGUAGUACCACGGAGAAAGCCGCUGUUUUCUACCGGAAACCGCCUCUGGGAUGCGCUGAUUGCCGAGUGUCUCCGAAAGCCGACAUUUGCAUGCAUCCAGAAGAAUGUAUACAGUUUCUUGGGCGAGUCGCUGGACGUUGGCGAUUUCAACGUCAGCAAUCGGCUGAUGUUCGUCAAGAACCGGGUCGAUUACACCAAGUACACCCGCGAGGCGAACGAGGACGAUCAUCAUGAGGCUGAUAAUGAGAUACCGGAUGCGAGAGCAGGUAAUUAG